Molecule: messenger RNA, 705 nt
Organism: Verticillium nonalfalfae
Lineage: Eukaryota; Fungi; Ascomycota; Sordariomycetes; Glomerellales; Plectosphaerellaceae
Exons: 5
Coding region: 1-705 (234 amino acids)
Source: RefSeq, a predicted model, not a curated record
AUGAAGCUUGCUUUCGUCUAUCUGCUAGUCAACCUGAGUUUCUGUCUGGCUGUGCCGGAAUUUUCCCUUGCGCCAUCUUGUGAUAAUGACGGUGAUUUUCGUCGUCGAGAUGGUAUCAUUGGCCAGAUACUAGAUGCCAUUGGACUUGCAAGAAAUGCACACAGAAUCCUCACUGACCAUAUUGAUGACAAAUAUGUACUGGACAUGACCAAGGCAAUGCUGGGCAACUCGGAUUUCCAAGCCAAACUUGACAAAGUCAAAGAAAACUUUAAAGGGAUUUCGGAAAUUUCCGAGACACCAUCGCAAUUCAUGCCACUCGAUGAGGGGCUUUUUGGUGUGACGGUUCGCGAUUUCCUCAAGCAAGGACGCAGUGUCAAAGCUAUGACGACCCCCUCCCAUGUUGUCGACUGGAGGAGUUUCACACGUGAUCGUGAAAACGGAGCAAAGGUAAAGAAAACGGAUCCACAAUAUAGAAUGAUGAGACGCGACUCGAAUGAUAUCGACCUUUGCAAGUGGUUCGUCGAGACCGCGGACCAGCAAGGAUGGCCGAAGAUUGAUAAGGCUCGCGUCGACAAGGCCAGCACUACCGAGUUCCGCGAGGGUCUUAUCCAUCCCACUGUUCCAAUCGACGGUGUGAAGACUCUCGGAAGUACCGUACUGCACGAGGUCAGAAAUUUCCAUGAAUACUCGGUCCAGAUGAAUUAA